Melanaphis sacchari is the source of this 1786-nucleotide messenger RNA. RefSeq names its product DNA polymerase delta subunit 2 (gene PolD2). The record is from RefSeq and is a predicted model, not a curated record. The transcript has 10 exons. Gene Ontology annotation, biological process: DNA replication; DNA strand elongation involved in DNA replication. Gene Ontology annotation, molecular function: DNA binding. Gene Ontology annotation, cellular component: delta DNA polymerase complex. Lineage: Eukaryota; Metazoa; Arthropoda; Insecta; Hemiptera; Aphididae. The coding region runs from base 347 to 1711 and encodes 454 amino acids.
UGAUGUGUGUGAUAGUGUGGCUGUGAAACAUGAGCAUUGACCAUUGAGCACUUUUAAAUUACUUCUUAGUUUUUAAUCUAAAGUCUUGCUCUGGGUCUGUAAUUAGUGGUGAUUAGUGAAUAGUGAAUACAGUGAGUCGAACAUAGACAAGUAUACUUUUUACUAUUAAUUUCCUAAUAUAUUCAGUGUUCGUUAGUCGUCAUCAAAAUUCGGGCUUUUGUAACCCGUAUUUAAUAACAAUAAUUAAUUGACUUAUCGCAUCUAAGAAUUCGUAUUCUUCUCAAUUGUUUAGUGGCAUUUUUACAUUCCCAUCGACCACCAACUAGUUAUUUUAUCAAACGUCAACAUGCCUGAGCGUCUUGAAUUCAUCGGCAAUUACGAUGAAACGGAUUUUGAACGGCCUUCGUUCAAUUACGUAGACAUGUCAUCGGUUUUCCACCUUAAGGAUGUGAACUACACUAGACAGUUUGCGCACAUUUACGCUCACAGACUGGUGCAAAUGAGAGAAAUUCUUCAGGCAAAAAUACAUCAAAAAUGGGGUGAAGAGUGUGAUAUUUUAAAAUUAUCUGAGUUACAUGAUAAAAUUGGUAAAGAAUGUAUUGUAAUUGGCACAUUAUUCAAACAUCAAGAACUAAAACCUAGCAUUUUGAAAGAAAUUAGUGAAGAAAAUAAUUUAAUUCCUCAACCACCUAGAACUCAUUUUGUUUCCGAUACAGAUGAAGUUAUAUUAGAAGAUGAAUUACAAAGAGUGCCUUUAACAUUCGACGGUUUGAAUGGUGAUAGUUUGUCUUUAAAAAAUAUUAUGACUGGAUGUAUUAUAGCAGUAAAAGGUAUUCCUCAAGAUGGUGGUAAAUUUGACGUACUGGAUUUUUGUUGGCCCACACCAUCAAUUGCAUCUAAAGUACUUACUACCCAGAGUUCUGGACAUGAUAGAUUUCUUGUAUUGAUAAGUGGUUUAGAAUUAGCCACUAAUAUUGCCACUAAUUUUCAAGUACAAUUAUUUGUAGAUUGGAUAUAUGGUCUACUAGGUGAUAAAAAAGAAAACAGUAAAGUUUCAAAAAUUGUUCAAGUUUUAAUAGCUGGAAAUAGCAUACGUAGUACUCCAGUGAAAAAGCCAAAUUACCGUGAUAAAAUAGAUGAUUUUCCUCGAGACAUUCAAGCAAUUAAACAGUUAGAUGACAUAUUAUUGCAAUUAGCUUCAACUGUUGACGUCCAAAUCAUGCCUGGAGAAUUUGACCCUACAGAUAGAACAUUACCACAGCAAGCAUUCCACAAAUGUUUAUUUCCCAAAGCUUCUGAAUAUUCAAGUUUACACAGAGUAACAAAUCCAAAUCAGUUUGAAAUUGAAGGCCAUCUUAUAAUUGGAUCAUCUGGACAAACUGUACAAGAUGUUCUUAGAUUUACAAACUUGGAGGAUCCAAUUGAUAUUAUGAGCAGAAUAUUAGAUUGGGGGCAUCAAAUACCAUCUGCUCCAGACACAAUUCCAUGUUAUCCAUUCGAAGGACAAGAUCCAUUUAUAAUAAAAGAAAUGCCAGAUGUGUUUUUUGUAUCAAAUCAACAAUCAUUUCAGACAUCAUUAAAAACAAAUAGCAGUGGCAAACCUACUAGACUUAUAAGCGUACCGUCUUUUUCUUCAACUCAAACUUGUAUUUUACUGAAUCUUAAUAACUUAGAAUGUUAUCCAGUAUCAUUUAAGACAUUUGCUCCUUAAUAUCAUUCAAUUUUAUUUAAUAUUGUAUAGAAGAUAAAAAAUAUUAUAAAUUGUAUUAUACAUUAACAAAAAUUA